UCAGUCGCCACCAUUCCCACGUGCAACUCACAAGCAGAAAACCUUCCGCCUCUCCUCUUCCAUGGCGUCCGCCUUCUUGAACUCCCAUUCUCUCAUCCUCAGAUCUGAUUCUCUCAAAACCCCUCAACAACCCAAGCUCCAUUUCUCCUCCUUCACCAUCAAAGCCUCAUCAUCUUCGUCAUCAGCUUCAUCCGCUUCCAAUUCCGGCGCCAAUGUAUCUCUCACAGGCAACAACAUCGAACCUGUACCCUCAAAGCAUCGCCGACCCGCUGAUGAGAACAUUCGCGACGAGGCUCGCCGCCACAACACCACUCAUUCUCAUCGGUUUUCCGCCAAAUAUGUCCCGUUUAAUGCAGAUCCAUCGUCCGACGAAUCGUAUUCGCUCGAUGAGAUCAUCUAUCGGUCCCAAUCUGGGGGCCUCCUCGAUGUACAGCAUGAUAUGAACGCAUUGAAGAAUUACGAUGGUAAAUACUGGCGUAAUCUAUUCGAUUCUCGUGUCGGGAAGACGACAUGGCCGUAUGGCUCGGGGGUCUGGUCGAAGAAAGAGUGGGUGUUGCCGGAGAUUGAUGGCGACGACAUUGUUAGUGCGUUUGAAGGUAACUCUAAUCUUUUUUGGGCUGAGCGUUUUGGCAAACAGUUUCUGGGCAUGAGUGAUUUGUGGGUUAAGCACUGUGGUAAUAGUCAUACGGGAAGUUUCAAGGAUCUGGGAAUGACAGUUUUGGUCAGUCAGGUCAAUAGAUUGCGUAAAAUGCACAAGCCUGUCGUCGGAGUUGGUUGCGCUUCCACAGGGGACACGUCCGCCGCCUUAUCGGCUUAUUGCGCCGCCGCGGGGAUUCCGUCUAUUGUUUUUUUACCUGCUAACCGGAUAUCGCUUGCACAGUUGGUUCAGCCGAUUGCAAAUGGAGCUUUUGUUCUUAGUAUCGACACUGAUUUUGAUGGUUGUAUGCAGUUGAUCAGGGAGGUUACGGCCGAAUUACCCAUUUAUUUGGCAAAUUCUCUGAACAGCUUGAGAUUGGAAGGGCAAAAAACUGCCGCCAUUGAAAUUUUGCAACAGUUUGAUUGGCAGGUUCCUGAUUGGGUCAUAGUUCCGGGAGGUAAUCUUGGGAACAUAUAUGCAUUUUACAAAGGGUUUCACAUGUGUAAAGAAUUAGGACUUGUGGAUAGGAUUCCAAGGCUUGUCUGUGCUCAAGCUGCAAAUGCCAAUCCACUCUACUUGAAUUACAAAUCAGGUUGGGGCGAGUUCAAGGCUGUUAAAGCUAACACUACUUUUGCCUCGGCCAUACAAAUUGGUGAUCCUGUCUCCAUUGAUAGAGCUGUUUAUGCAUUGAAGAAUUCAAAUGGGAUUGUCGAGGAAGCAACUGAGGAGGAGCUGAUGGAUGCCAUGGCUCAAGCGGACUCUACUGGCAUGUUUAUUUGUCCUCAUACAGGGGUGGCUUUGACAGCAUUGAUCAAGCUUGUGAAGAGUGGAGUCAUAGCUCCUACUGAUCGAACCGUGGUCGUGAGCACGGCUCAUGGCUUGAAGUUCACACAGGCCAAAAUUGACUAUCACUCAAAUGAGAUCAAGGAUAUGACUUGCCGUUUUGCAAACCCACCAGUGCAAGUUAAUGCAGAUUUUGGAUCUGUCAUGGAUGUUUUGAAGAAAUAUCUGUUGAGUAAAAACCCGAAGUGUUAGGCUCUGAAGUGUUAGGCCUAGACCGUUUUUGAUUUAUUAUUCCAUCGUCUUAUUUUCUCCUAGCUAUGCCUAACAACUUGGUUAUACCAUUAUUGUUAUCGUAUCUUUCAUUGUUGCUUAUCUCUUUUAUCAAUUCUCAGGUUACGGAUUGACCCUUA
Cucurbita pepo subsp. pepo (vegetable marrow) is the source of this 1830-nucleotide messenger RNA. RefSeq names its product threonine synthase, chloroplastic. The record is from RefSeq and is a predicted model, not a curated record. Gene Ontology annotation, molecular function: pyridoxal phosphate binding. Gene Ontology annotation, biological process: amino acid metabolic process. NCBI's taxonomy places the organism in Eukaryota, Viridiplantae, Streptophyta, Magnoliopsida, Cucurbitales, Cucurbitaceae.